Molecule: messenger RNA, 3334 nt
Organism: Pristis pectinata (smalltooth sawfish)
Lineage: Eukaryota; Metazoa; Chordata; Chondrichthyes; Rhinopristiformes; Pristidae
Exons: 8
Coding region: 797-2194 (465 amino acids)
Molecular function (GO): protein binding
Source: RefSeq, a predicted model, not a curated record
AACAGAUUGUUCGUUGCUCCAGAUUCCAGCAUCUGCAGUCUCUUGUGUCUCUGGUUUUGGUCAAAUUUGUUAACGGGAAAGGAAUAUACUAUUACAAGUAUAUUUAGUAGAGGUAUCAUUCAAUCGAAUCACAGUAUACAGAUUGUAGCGAGAGGAAUAAGAAACUCCAGACGUUGGAAAUUCAAAGCAAAAACAGAAAAUGCUUGAAACAUUGAGCAGGUCACGCGGAAUUCGUGGGGAGAGAAACAUUCGAUAUUUUAGGUCAAGAAACCUUGACCAGAACUGAUGCUGAGUGCUCGUAAAAUAAAUACAUUUUCUUUUGCACGCAAUCCGGCGUGGCAGCUGUAAGGAAACGACAUUUAAUCUGCAAGGUCUUCUUUCCCGCCAAAAUGAGACCCAACCCCCCCCCCCCCCCCGGCCUGGAACGUGGCCGGGGCGCGGGCGGCAGGGCGUUCCCUUUGUUUUGAUGACGCGGCGCCCGUCGCUAGGCGACGAGCCUCCCGAACAAAGGGGAAGAGGAGGAGGAGGGGGGCUGCACCGGCGGCAGGGGGUCGGUGACCCGGCGGCAAGCGAAGGGUGGCCGGCAGCCGGACUCACCAUGGCAACGGCUGGGCUCCAUUGAUCCAGUGUCGGCGACGGCCAGCGUUCGCGGUCCGGCGGGGGUGGGGGGAAAGAAAAGGAGGAAAGGAAUAAGAAUUACAGCGGGGAAGGACGCCGAGCUGCCCUACCCCGCCCCAACUGGGGGGGCCGGGGUCUCUUAAAUGUUUUAUUUCGGUGACGGGGGGGAGGAAGGAAGAUGGUGGGAGGCCUUGGCCUAGUGACCCUGACUUCGUGCCUCUUGGUGCUGUCGGGCUGCUCGGAGCCUAAGAAGACGAUGGUGGUGCUGCACCACAACGACUCGAGCGAGGCCGAGCAGCAGCACGCCGUCUGCCCGACCAUGUGCCGCUGCUACAUCAACAUCCUCUCCUGCCACCCGGAGGGGCCGGUGGGCUCGCACGCCCACGACCAGUCCUCCUCCACUUUCGAGUCGGCCGCGACGACCGAGAGCAGCAGGUCGCCCCACGACGGGUCCAGGAACCACACGGAGAACGCCACGGACACCCUCACGCAAGUGCCCACAGGAAUCCGGGGCACCAUGUCCGGCAAUGUCCUGACGCCCUUCACCGUACUGGAUUUUCGUGAUAACAACAUUUCAUUUAUAUGGAAAGACAGCUGGCUUGUUUAUCCAAGUGUAGAAUAUCUAAAUUUAAAGGGAAAUCGUUUAACAGAUCUGAUUCCAGAAUCCUUUGAAGGUCUUGCACGAUUGAAAUACUUGGAUCUAAGCAAUAAUAACAUACUGGUUUUGGGUCCUGGUGCCUUUUCACAGCUAUCAAGCUUACAUUUCUUGAAUAUAAGUGAUAACUAUUUAAGCUUAAUAGGUGAAGGAGCUUUUGAUCAUUUGAAUUCAGUAAUCUACUUGGACCUUCGUGCAACUUCUAUUUCUCUUGAUAUACUCAAAAGUAUUUUAGAAAGCACAACAAAUAUCGUCAAUCUUUAUAUAUCCCAUACUCUGAAAUGUUGCUUAUGCAAGUUUCCACAUCUGGACAAGCUUAUUCUUACAAGAAAUGUGGAGAUCAACUGCAAGAAUAUAUUUUGCACUGUAUCGCUGAUUCAAUGUUAUACAAAGGAAGUAAAGAAAACCAAUGUAUUGAAAGAUAAAGAGAGAAUUAUUGAAGAAAUGGAGGCAGUUAAAGCUGGCACAGUUUCAUCUUUACCUGGAGACAAACGUGGUGAAGGAUCUCAAAAUAAGCAAAUUAAAUUGGAACGCUCUCGAAAUUCUGGUGCACUUGCUCUGAAUUCCACCCAAUCACAACCAGAAUUAGGGCUUGAAGUUCUUAAUAAGGAUUUACAACUGGGUGAGAAACAGAGUGAGGAACUGAAAGAAGAAUUGUUGAAGAAAAACACAAUGUUAAAGGACAAAUUAAAGAGUGAGGAAUCAGCCAGGAAUACACAAAGAGAGAACCUGAAGCAAAUCAACUUGGUUAAAUUAUCUUCAAAAUCAGAACGACCAGAACUGCCUGAUGGAGGAAAUGAAGAGAAUACUUUAGGCAGAUUGCAUAAAUUGAAAGAAGCCUUGAAGUCACUCUAUCACUAUGCUUCUGAUCGAAUUGCAAACAACAGUUAUGAACAAUAUCGAGUUAAACUUGAGUCUUAAAACAGAAAGAAACAUUGUUUGAAUUUGACAGAACAGGAAAAUCAGAUAUUAAAUUGUGAUACAGUCAUUAACACAAUACAAAAUAAUUCAGUUAUUGUGGUUGUGAAAUAAUCCAAAAAUAAAUUGGGGCCAAUAUUUCAGUUAAGGUAAAUUAAUGUCUUUUAUACUUUAUGGUUGCCAGCCCAUACAAGACUGCAACAUUAUUUAAGGUUUUUCUCUAUGACAAAUAUAUUGCUGUUUCAUAUCUAAAUUAAUUGUAGCAUUUUCUUUUAAACCAAAAUGUAUCAACAUAUUUAGAAGCUUACAAUCAGCUUCCCGUUCAGUGCAAUAAAGUAAAAUGCUUGAAAAUGUUUCACUGUUGUCAUAGAAAAUUUAUCAAGGAUUCCAGUUCCAUCAAGGAAAUAAGGUUCACUUGGGAAAAUCAGAUGUGUCCUCAAAAUGUUUAAAACCGAGAGACAUGAAAUCUUCCCAAUGAAACAAAUAAGGUAGAGAACGGUAAGCAAAGAAACAAGGAGGAAGUAUGAAAUUUUGGCAGAUGAAAAAAAAAGACCUUUAGAAUUCUAUUUAUAUUGUUUAUGACACAGAGGGGAAAUAUAUUUAUGCAUGUAGAUGAAGUGUGCUUAUAAACAUUUGUGCACACUAGAUUUAUUUACUUUAAUAAAUCCAUAACAGAAAAUGCAUUUUUAAUUUUGCAGAAGGAGUUUGGGCAUCUGAUAUCAGAAAAAGGUUAAAAUUUUAAAUAGAUUUAUCAGAAGCCCAUAUUUUAAUAUUUAAAAUAUAUAUUAAAACUAAAGCUAUAAAUUUCCAAAAAAAACAUUAGUCUGCUCAACUGCUAAUCAAAUUAUUGUUAUCAGUUUGAAACAUAAAUGUUACACUUGUAUUAAAUCUGUUUCCUUGUUUGUGAAAGGAAAUAAUGGAAGGACUGAUCAAUAAUUCCUUCCUGUUACACCGUUCAAGGAUUUAAUUGUGUUCUGUUUUUCAAGUAAACAUCAGAUUCAGAAUUUUUCAUGUCACUACACAUCAUUCUAAAUGCUGAGGAAAUAUUGUUCACAAUAUACGCCUGCUUGUAAAUGUAGUAACUUAUUAUACAUACAUUGCACACAUCAUGGUAAGUGAUGUUUGUACUUUUAAACAGACUAA